Pongo pygmaeus (Bornean orangutan) is the source of this 1028-nucleotide messenger RNA. It is a transcript of the gene CFHR2, whose product is annotated as complement factor H related 2. Bases 144 to 956 code for a protein of 270 amino acids. The record is from RefSeq and is a predicted model, not a curated record. Gene Ontology annotation, biological process: complement activation. The transcript is spliced from 5 exons. Gene Ontology annotation, molecular function: complement component C3b binding. Lineage: Eukaryota; Metazoa; Chordata; Mammalia; Primates; Hominidae.
ACCACAAAGGACUUUACUAAACUAGCUUCCAGUUAGUACACUGAAAUUCAAAGUCAUGCUCAUAACUGUUAAUGAAAGCAGAUUCAAAGCAACACCACCACCACUGAAGUAUUUUUAGUUAUAUAAGAUUGGAACUACCAAGCAUGUGGCUCAUGGUCAGUGUAAUUCUAAUCUCACGGAUAUCCUCUGUUGGGGGAGAAGCAACGUUCUGUGAUUUUCCAAAAAUAAACCAUGGAAUUCUAUAUGAUGAAGAAAAAUAUAAGCCAUUUUCCCAGGUCCCUACAGGGGAAGUUUUCUAUUACUCCUGUGAAUAUAAUUUUGUGUCUCCUUCAAAAUCCUUUUGGACUCGCAUAACAUGCACAGAAGAAGGAUGGUCACCAACACCAAAGUGUCUCAGACUGUGUUUCUUUCCUUUUGUGGAAAAUGGUCAUUCUGAAUCUUCAGGACAAACACAUCUGGAAGGUGAUACUGUACAAAUUAUUUGCAACACAGGAUACAGACUUCAAAACAAUGAGAACAACAUUUCAUGUGUAGAACGGGGCUGGUCCACUCCUCCCAAAUGCAGGUCCACUGUUUCUGCAGAAAAAUGUGGGCCCCCUCCACCUAUUGACAAUGGAGACAUUACUUCAUUCCCGUUGUCAGUAUAUGCUCCAGGUUCAUCAGUUGAGUACCAAUGCCAGAACUUGUAUCAACUUGAGGGUAACAAUCAAAUAACAUGUAGAAAUGGACAAUGGUCGGAACCACCAAAAUGCUUACAUCCAUGUGUAAUAUCACAAGAAAUUAUGGAAAAAUAUAACAUAAAAUUAAAGUGGACAAACCAACAAAAGCUUUAUUCAAGAACAGGUGACAUAGUUGAAUUUGUUUGUAAAUCUGCAUAUUAUCCAACAAAAUCUCAUUCAUUUCGAGCAGUAUGUCAGAAUGGGAAACUGGUAUAUCCCAGUUGUGAAGAAAAAUAGAAUCAAUGGCGUUACUAUUAGUAAAACGCACACCUUUUUCUGAAUUUACUAUUAAAUUUGUUGUCAAUUUCA